AUGGAAUCACAAAAUGAAGCUUCUAGUCCAAGCAUAAAUGUAAAUGAGUAUCCAAAUCUUACAAGCAACAAUGAAAAUUCACAAAAUACCGCUCCACUUACGAAUCUAACACCUGAACAAAUAAAUGCUUUGAAUGCUCAUUUACCAAAUGAUAUAAAUAUAGAAACACUUGCUUCUACAUUAACAAAUGAUAACGAAAGUAUAUUAAAUCAAUUAGCACCAUCACCAAUUUCAAAUACCCUAGAUACAUUGACGUUGUAUCAAUUAAUUUUGAUAAUUAUUUCUAUUGUUCAAUUUUGUCGAAAAAAAUCACCAACAUACAAUAAAAAUUUUGAAGAAAGGUUCAAUUUAACUAACGUUCAAAGUUCAAGUUCAACACAAGAAGAAAAUAGUAAUCAAAAUACGGAAAUAAAUGAAGUAAAAGAAUCUUCUCAAACACCAGAACCAGUGACAACACCAGAACCAGUGACAACACCAGCACCAGUGACAACACCAGCACCAGUCACAUCACAAGAACCAGUGACAACACCAGAACCAGUGAGAACACCAGAACCAGUGACAACACCAGAACCAGUGGCAACACCAGAACCAGUGACAACACCAGAACCAGUGACAACACCAGAACCAGUGACAACACCAGAACCAGUGACAACACCAGAACCAGUGACAACACCAGAACCAGUGACAACACCAACACCAGUCACAACACAAGAACCAGUCACAACACCAACACCAGUGACAACACCAACACCAGUCACAACACAAGAACCAGUCACAACACAAGAACCAGUCACAACACCAACACCAGUCACAACACAAGAACCAGUCACAACACAAGAACCAGUUACAACUCAAGAAUCAGUCACAACACAAGAAUCAGUCACAACACAAGAACCAGUUACAACUCAAGAAUCAGUUACAACUCAAGAAUCAGUUACAACACAAGAACCAGUCACAACUGAAGAAUCAGUCACAACACAAGAACCAGUUACAACUCAAGAACCAGUUACAACUCAAGAAUCAGUUACAACACAAGAACCUGUCACAACACAAGAACCUGUCACAACACAAGAACCUGUCACAACACAAGAACCAGUCACAACACAAGAACCAGUCACAACACAAGAACCAGUAACAACACAAGAACCAGAAACAACACAAGAACCAGAAACAACACAAGAACCAGUUACAACACAAGAACCAGUUACAACACAAGAACCAGUUACAACACAAGAACCAGUAACCACACAAGAACCAGUUACAACUCAAGAACAUGUUGAUGAGAAAAAAGAAUCGGAAGAUCCCAGCCCUUCAUUGUGCAGUUUAUCAGAAGAACCUAGCCCUUCAAUGAGCAGUUUAUGGGAAGAAAAUGGAGAAAAAUCUCACACAAAAAAAAAAAAAUCCAGCUGGUUUAAAUUUGGAAGAGGAAAAAAAAAUGAUAAAAAAAAUAAAAACGAAAAAGAACCUUCAUUAGAAAGUUUGAAAAAAAAUGUUGAAGUAAAACAAGAACACACACAUAUUCGAGAAAAUAAUAUUGAACAAGGAGCAGUAACUACUCACGAGCAGUUAAAAACGCAACAACAUGUUGAUGAGAAAAAAGGAUCGGAAGAACCCAGUCCUUCAUUGUGCAGUUUAUCAGAAGAACCUAGCCCUUCAAUGAGCAGUUUAUGGGAAGAAAAUGGAGAAAAGUCUCAAACAAAAAAAAAAAAAUCCAGCUGGUUUAAAUUUGGAAGAGGAAAAAAAAAUGAUAAAAAAAAUAAAAACGAAAAAGAACCUUCAUUACAAAAUGUAAAACAAAAUGUUCAAGAACAAAAAGAACAACCUAAUCAUACAGAAAUAUCUGAAACAACACAACCAGUUACAGCUCAAGAAUCAGUAACAUCUGAAGAACCAGUUACAGCUCAAGAACCAAGUACAACUGAAGAACCAGUAACAACUCAAGAACCAAGUACAACUGAAGAACCAGUAACAACUCAAGAACCAAGUACAACUGAAGAACCAGUAACAACUCAAGAACCAAUUACAACUGAAGAACCUGUAACCACACAAGAACCAGUUACAACUGAAGAGCCCGUAACCACACAAGAACCAGUUACAACUGAAGAGCCCGUAACCACACAAGAACCAGUUAUAACUCAAGAACCAGUUACAACUGAAGAGCCCGUAACCACACAAGAACCAAUUACAACUGAAGAACCCUUAACCACACAAGAACCAGUUACAACUCAAGAACAACCAACAACAGAAGAACAUGCUGAUGAGAAAAAAGGAUCGGAAGAUCCCAGCCCUUCAUUGAGUAGUUUAUCAGAAGAACCUAGCCCUUCAAUGAGCAGUUUAUCAGAAGAACCUAGUCCUUCAAUGAGCAGUUUAUGGGAAGAAAAUGGAGAAAAAUCUCACACAAAAAAAAAAAAAUCCAGCUGGUUUAAAUUUGGAAAAGGAAAAAAAAAUGAUAAAAAAAAUAAAAACGAAAAAAAAACUUCAUUAGAAAAUGUAAAACAAAAUGUUCAAGAACAAAAAGAACAACCUACACUUUCAGAAAUAUCUGAAACAAAACAACCAGUUACAGCUCAAGAAUCAGUAACAUCUGAAGAACCAGUUACAACUCAAGAACCAAGUACAACUGAAGAACCCGUAACCACACAAGAACCAAUUACAACUGAAGAACAAGUAACCACACAAGAACCAGUUACAACUGAAGAACAAGUAACCACACAAGAACCAGUUACAACUCAAGAACCCUUAACCACACAAGAACCAGUUACAACUCAAGAACCCUUAACCACACAAGAACCAGUAACAACACAAGAUACAGUAACAGCUGAAGAACCAGUAACAACUCAAGAACCUGUUACAGAUCAAGAAUCAGUAACAACUGCAGAAUCACUUACAACACAAGAAUCACUUACAGCUCAAGAAUCACUUACAACCCAAGAAUCAGUAACAACUGCAGAACCAGUUACAACUCCAGAAUCAGUAGCAACUCCAGAACCUGUUACAACUCAAGAGACUAUAACGACGCAAGAACCAGAUAUAACACAAGUAUCAGUAACAACUCAAGUAUCAUCAACUACACAAGAACAUAUUGACGAGAAAAAAGGGUCUCAAUGUGAUCAUAUUUCAUUGAAUAAAUUAUCUGAAGACAAAUCUUCCACGAAAAAGAAAAAAUCCAGUUGGUUCAAUUUUGGAAAAAAAGAUAAAAAGGAUAAAAACGCAUCAUCAAGAAGUAUGAAAGAAACAUAUGAGAAAGAAACACAAACAGAAGAACCAGAACAUGAAAUAACAGAAGCAUCUCUAAAAACUGAAGAACCUGUAAUAACACAAGAAACUGAACCAACAGAACAAACUGUACAAGUACAAGAACAAGUAACGCCUGAACAAACUGUACAAACACAAGAACCAGUGACAACACAAGAACCUGUCACAACACCAGAACCAGUUACAACACAAGAACCAGUGACAACACAAGAACCAGUGACAACGCAAGAACCAGUGACAACACAAGAACCAGUGACAACACAAGAACCAGUGACAACACAAGAACCAGUGACAACACAAGAAUCAGUGACAACACAAGAACCAGUGACAACACAAGAAUCAGUGACAACACAAGAACCAGUGACAACACAAGAAUCAGUGACAACACAAGAACCAGUGACAACAACAACACCAGUGACAACAACAACACCAGUGACAACACAAGAGCCUGUGACAACAACAACACCAGUUACAACACAAGAGCCUGUGACAACAACAACACCAGUUACAACACAAGAACCUGUGACAACAACAACACCAGCAACAACAACAACACCAGCAACACCAGCAACACCAGCAACACCAGCAACACCAGCAACACCCGCAACAACCGCAACACCAGCCACAAGACCAACACCAGCCACAGCAUCUUCUGCUAAAAAAAAAUCAUGGAUGAGCUUUGGAAAAGGUGACAAGAGUGAUAAAAAAAAUAAAACUAAAACAAAUGAAGAUGAUAAACCCAAAGAAAGCUUAUCGACCGAAAAUGAAGGACAAGCAAGUAAAAAUAAAAGGAACACUAAAUCAUGGAUGAGCUUUGGAAAAGGUAAAAAAUAA
This is a messenger RNA of Plasmodium adleri (nom. inval.), 4089 nucleotides long. RefSeq names its product interspersed repeat antigen. The record is from RefSeq and is a predicted model, not a curated record. The coding region runs from base 1 to 4089 and encodes 1362 amino acids. Lineage: Eukaryota; Apicomplexa; Aconoidasida; Haemosporida; Plasmodiidae. The transcript is spliced from 2 exons.